CGACCGUACGAGAUCGCUAGACAUUCCGAACAACGCCAGUCGGCGGUAUUUCACGGUCUGGUGCGUCGUCAAAGAUGACGAUGAUAAGGAUCAAGACACACACGGUAUUCUCACUGCCGCUCCUUCGCCAUACAGCCCAGAUCAGUCCCCGUUCUGCAACGUCACAAUCGACCAUGUGUUCGCCAGUACUCCGUGGCUCACCAACACGGAGUCCUUGGUUUGGCUGAAGAAGACCUUCGGCGGGCUUUUUGCGCCCCAUGAGACGGAAGGCACCGCAGACAUCCAUCAAUCGCUGCUGACGGGCCUCUUCGCCUAUUCAGCCAGACCUACAAACAAAUCCAUACUCUUAACCUGGAAGGCAGUCAGAGACUUGCUCUAUGUAAACUCGCUUCACACCUGCCCUGAGAUCAACCUCAACCUGCAGUCGGACAACCUCAUCAUUGUACUUUUAGACACCAGCUUCAGUUUGAAGAGGGCAGUCCACAGCCGCUACAAUGACCUCAAGAGCUAUAUAGUUAUUCCUGACGCCACCCGCAGCACCCUUAUUUACCUAAGUAAGGAUGAGGCCUAUGCUGAUAGCAACAAGUUAGACGAUAUCCGCGCUCUCAAUCGUGUCGCCAAGCUCUAG
Messenger RNA from Colletotrichum graminicola M1.001, 628 nucleotides. RefSeq lists its product as uncharacterized. The transcript has a single exon. The record is from RefSeq and is a predicted model, not a curated record. The annotation marks the transcript as partial. Lineage: Eukaryota; Fungi; Ascomycota; Sordariomycetes; Glomerellales; Glomerellaceae.